AUGUACCCCCCUCUGGCUGUCCUGGAGGGCGAGGAGGUGGGAACGAGCUCCCAGCAGAGGCAGGUGAAGCCCAGGCAGCCCAGGGGCCAGAAGAAGGCGGCAGCUGCCGAGACAGGGGUGACAGAUGGCAUGGCGCAGGCCGUGGUCCCGGCUGAGGAGGCCGAGCUCAUGUCGGUGGCUAAGGCCACAUGCUGCGACCAGUUUGGCAGGCAGGUCGAGGAGCUCUUCUACCUGGAGAAGGAGGCGGCCCUCAAGGCCCUGCGGACAGGCCUGUAUGUGGGCUGGCGCUGCCCCGAAUACCUGUGGGACUGCUUCCGCGUGGGCGACCGCUCCAAGUGCUUCUGCGGGCACCUGCUGAGUGAGCACCAGCCUUACACGCAGGGAGCGGUGCCCUGCGCCGUGGAACGCUGUGAGUGCCAGAGCUUCACCUUCAUCCCCUCGCGGGCCGAGGAUGUGGGUGAGUUCUGGCUGCGGCGGCGGGUGCCUGCGGAGCUCUUCGCCUGGUGCGCCAGCUGCCGCUGCAAGCACAGCCACGAGAAGCACGUGCCCAGCGCCGGGCGCCCCUGCCGCGCCGCAGGCUGCUGGUGCAAGAGCUUCGAGUCCACCUUCUCAUGCGCGGUGUGCGACCGGCGCUGGGAGGAGCACGAGACUUUCUUCGAGACCACGGAGGCGCGGAAGCAGGGCGGCCGGCCCUACAGAGAAAAAUACCUGGUGUUUGCGGAGGUGCCUGAGAUGAGGAACGCCGUGCUGGCAGGGAAGCCCAGCGAUGAUUCAGUGUACCAGGCCCUGCUGGCGGAGCUGCCCACCUGUCCAGCUCACGCACCGCUGCUGCCCUCCCCGGAGCCCCAGGGCCCCCUCGAGGAGGCACCCAGGGGCUCCGAGCCCCACGACACCCAGCAAUAA
Dromaius novaehollandiae (emu) is the source of this 903-nucleotide messenger RNA. It is a transcript of the gene FAM221B, whose product is annotated as family with sequence similarity 221 member B. The record is from RefSeq and is a predicted model, not a curated record. The transcript has 6 exons. The coding region runs from base 1 to 903 and encodes 300 amino acids. Lineage: Eukaryota; Metazoa; Chordata; Aves; Casuariiformes; Dromaiidae.